Alternaria metachromatica is the source of this 2442-nucleotide messenger RNA. RefSeq lists its product as uncharacterized. The transcript is spliced from 3 exons. Gene Ontology annotation, biological process: carbohydrate metabolic process. The coding region runs from base 1 to 2442 and encodes 813 amino acids. The record is from RefSeq and is a predicted model, not a curated record. Lineage: Eukaryota; Fungi; Ascomycota; Dothideomycetes; Pleosporales; Pleosporaceae.
AUGAAAGCAGCGAUGAAUCUUCUUCAGCGUCUUGCGAUCAUCACAAUUCUUGUCAACUCAUUGACGACUGCCUUUGUGGAUUAUGGCUCAAUUGCACCUCAAUCACACCUACAGCAAUCUGCGCCCUCAUCAUCGGGCUUGAAGCCGUGGACGAAUGAGACCCUGAUCCUAUCGCCAGAUAGCCCACUCGUUACACUCGACUACGGCACUGAGGUAGCCGGCUUCCCGUUCUUCCACGUUUCAGCAAUCUUUGGAACGGUGCAGAUCGAAGUAAAGUACAGCGAAGAAUACCGUGGCGUGGAAGAGCCCUUCUCGGACGGGCCUUGGACAUUCUCGAAUGGACUAUCCAACUCUUUCCGAGUAGAAACUUUCAACGUCACCGAAACGGGAUACAUCGAGAGCUUCUUCGUUCAAGGAGGCCAGCGAUGGCAGACCACACGGUUAAUUACGAAUGGCUCCGUCACUAUAGAUCGUCUAGGAUUUCGCGCGACAAGCUCUAACUUAGACGCUCAAAUGCUACCAGGCCGCUUACAGACAUCCGAUAAGAGUUUGAAUCGCGUCCUGGACCUCGGAGGUCGCGUCGCUCAAGUAGCAUGCGUAGAUGCCGGUAACGCGCCGUCCACGUGGGAAAUCACAAAAGACGGAGCAUAUAUACGGGGUCAAACCAGUGCGCAAUCUUCUCUAGGAGUUGAAGCAGUCAAUUACACGCUAGAAUUUGACGUCAAGAUCGCCCGAGGCGGCGCUGGCUGGAGAGUAGCAAGUGCAAUGCCGCCAAUUGGGCCCUACUUUGUGCUUACGUCCGAAUACCCCGAGAUAAACACGUUCGCAAACACCAACCGAACCCUUUUGCCUCCAAACACGCUGGCAUUCACUAGUGGAUGGAGUCUAGUAAACCAGAGCACAUUACCCGUGCCAGAGGCCCAGUACUUUACUAUCAACACAACCAUCACGGAGAACACAUGGUAUCGCGUGCGCACAUCAAUUGAGCAAACUGGAUAUCGGGACCAGAUCGCGUAUUACAAAGACGUAACUGUCACUGCUGGAAACGGCACUACCAUGUAUCGCAAUCCCCUGACGAGCGAAGAUACCUUGGCCGAGUAUCAGGUCGCACCCUUAGAACACUCAGUCUGUUUGGAUGGCGCCAAACGGGAUCGGCUAGUCUGGACAGGAGACUUCUACCACACAGUGCGUGUUGUCGCAGCUUCAUCUGCUCGAUUUGACUACCUCUUGGGCACCAUCAUAUACGCGCUAAGUUUUCAGCUUGAUGAUGGCCCGUACGCCGGCUUUACCCAAAUCUCUACGAAUCUUGGAGCCCGCCCCCAGUACAAGGAAGCAAAUAUCGCAAACUACGCUGGGUUGGUGGACUACCAAGACCUAUUCUUGGUGGGAAUCGGCCAAUACUUCCGCUACACCGGAGACCGCGACGGGCUGAAACCUCACUGGGAUCAGAUCAAGAAACUUGCGACCGCGAGAUUGGCUUUUAUUGAUCCCUCAUCUGGUCUCAUUGGAGGUUCUCCGGAGGUGCCAUCGCCAUUCAGCUUCCUGGGGCCAGCCAACGGUAGUGCAACGACCGGUCUCUUCGCUUACAUGCUUGAGGAGAUCGCGCCACUUGCGCUUGCGAUGGGCGACGAAGAGGCUUCGAUAAACUAUUCCCAAACGGCAAGCACGUUGCGCGAGGCGCUCAAUCGCGAGCUAUGGAAUGAUCAGCUCGGAACAUACUCACUCUCAACCACCGAUCGAGGCAACUUCUCCUUGACCGGGAUCGCCUGGGCAAUCCUAUCUGGUGCGGCCAACGAUACCCAAGCAGCAUCUUCCAUUGCGAAGCUUGAGGAGCUUCGCUUCGCAGUAGGCUACAAGACCAUCUCGAGUGACAUGCAGACAGACGACUACCAACUUGCUCCCAAUCCAUCAGGUUUCCUGUUGGAAGCCCUAUUCAAGUCAAGGCGCGACUUCGGAGUGGACAGCACACCCGCCAUCAAGCAUCUGCUCGACAACCUGUGGGGCAGCAUGGUCAACAAGAACGAGUAUUACUCUGGCGCGAGCUGGGAAUACGUAAAGCCCGAUGGUUCUCCUGGCAUCGAUCUCUUCACUAGCUUAGCGCAUCCGUGGGGUGCAGCUCCGACGUAUGUACUGCCAGAGUACCUUCUUGGCGUCGCUUCAACCUCUCCCGGGUACGAAACGGUUGUUAUCACUCCCAUGAUAGGGUUCUUGAACCAUUCUAAAGUCAGUGGGACGGUGCCAACGCCCAAUGGACCAAUCAAGGUGGCGUGGACGUUGAGCGGCACGAGCGUUUCUUUCACGGUUGUCAUACCGACUGGUACGGCAGCUACACUACAGUUGCCAGCUGGCGCGACUGCGGUCGGCAGGAGCUUGCGCAAUGGACAACUUGAGCUUCCUUGUGGAACGAUGGAAUUGAGAAUAGAUAUGGAGAGCGACUCAUAG